Prunus armeniaca (apricot) is the source of this 1635-nucleotide messenger RNA. The record is from the annotation of a GenBank genome assembly. Lineage: Eukaryota; Viridiplantae; Streptophyta; Magnoliopsida; Rosales; Rosaceae.
AUGAGUUUGAAUAAUGAUAAAGUUAGUGCUACAAGCCAUGAGCUUCUUCAAGCUCAAGCUUAUGUGUGGAAUCAUAUCUUCCAGUUCAUAAACUCCAUGUCAUUAAAGUGUGCAGUUGAAUUAGGCAUCCCCGAUGUGAUUCACAACCAUGGCCAACCCAUAUCCCUUUCCAAUCUCAUUUCCGGUCUCAAUGUCCACCCUUCGAAAGCUCAUUUCAUCUCACGCCUCAUGCGAAUCCUUGUCCACUCCAAUUUCUUUGCACAAGACCAGCAAGUUCAGCUACCACUUCGUCCAAACAAUAAUAACAACAAUGAGAUUAUUGUUCAUCAGGUUCUUGAUGAUGAAGCGGACGAAAAAGCUGUUGUGGUGUAUAGCCUAACACCAGCUUCCAGGCUUCUCCUCAAGGAAAGUCCAUUAAGCACCACACAAUUUUUACUUAUGAAUCUUGAUCCAGUACUGAUAGAUCCAUUUCAUCUAAUGGGCACUUGGUGCCAGAUGAACAAUAAUGGAAAUUAUGAUCAUCCAGCUUCCCCAUUUGAGAUGGCACAUGGAAGGUCUUUUUGGGGUUUGGCUGCUCAGCAACCAAAGCUUGGUAGCUUGUUUAAUGACGCAAUGGUGGCUGACUCUCAGCUGCUAGCAAGGGCAGUGGUUGAAGAGUGUGAAGGAGUUUUUGAGGGUUUGAAUUCCUUAGUUGAUGUUGGAGGUGGCACAGGAACCAUGGCCAAGGCCAUUGCCAAGGCCUUCCCCAACAUUAAUUGCACUGUCUUUGACCAACCACAUGUUAUUGCAAACUUGCAAGGGACUCACAAUUUGGAUUUUGUUGGAGGAGACAUGUUCGAGAAGAUACCCCCAGCAAAUGCAAUUUUCCUCAAGUGGAUUCUGCAUGAUUGGAGUGAUGAGGAAAGCGUGAAGAUAUUAAAGAAGGGUAGAGAAGCAAUUCUGAGCCAAAAAGGAGGAAAGGUUAUCAUCCUGGACAUAAAUGUGUCUGCAGAUAAUAAGAAGAUGGAUAAGAAAUCAAUUGAAACUCAGCUCAUGUGGGAUAUGUUAAUGAUGGUCCACCUCAAUGGCAAAGAGCGUAGUGAAGCAGAGUGGGAAAAGCUCUUUCUGACUGCUGGAUUCUCUCACUAUAAGAUUACACAUACAUUGGGCCUCAGGUCUCUUAUUGAACAAAGACACAAUGGUGGAUCCGUGAGGUUGCACAGUUGUGCCGACCGUGGGGCCUUGCGAGGUAGAACCGGCCAUGAGGCCGUGGGCGGUACGAUGUGGCAAGGGCUGGUGUGGUGGUUUCGGCUGUGGGUCCGGCAGGUGGAACAGUGGUUCCAGUCACAUGAGAUGGCUACUGUGGUGCGGCAGCAAGGGUUUGCUGUGGGUUCAUGGAGGCGAGAGGUGGUGGUGCCACCCUGUCGAUCACGAGAUCAUGGGAGGAGUGGCUUUGGGCGCCUUCGCGAAUUGAGCCAUUGCAGUGGUCUUGCUCCUAGUGUGCUUGCUUCCAACCAUGGUUGUUUGGAAGGCUUUGUCGGAUUGGAAAAUAGAAGGAACGAAUUCCUUAAGCACGCGUUGAGUAUAACUCGUGCUUUCAAUGAAAGCACUAAAUGUUUGUGCAAAUACUCUUGCUGGAGAAUAUUCGUUUUGUGA